Molecule: messenger RNA, 417 nt
Organism: Prosopis cineraria
Lineage: Eukaryota; Viridiplantae; Streptophyta; Magnoliopsida; Fabales; Fabaceae
Exons: 3
Coding region: 1-417 (138 amino acids)
Source: RefSeq, a predicted model, not a curated record
AUGUAUGUAACAAGACCUCGAUCUUUGUACAAAAGGGAUCCUGAAGCUCUUGGACAUGAACCAGAGGGACCAAAUUCAGGCUACCUAGUACUUCAAGACCAAGAUGCUGAGACUUACGGAUGUUUUGGCUUGUGGAAGAACGGCAUCGUUAUUUUCAUUCCUGUUCUUAAUCAGCCUCUUUCUUCUAAUCGCUGCUAUGUCAUUCGAAGGAAAGGGAGGCGUCAAGGUGAAGUGAGCACAUGUUCAAAGGAAGAAGACAUGGGGACAUGUUUGUGCUGCACUUACAUCAAAGACGUCAAAUCAAAACCUCUGAAUUUGAAUCCAUCUGAUGAAUAUCAACAAUUUCAGAUAAUGCAAAAGGGUUGGAGAUUUCGAGCCAAGUCUAUUGUCUCAGAUGGGUUUGCUCCUCAGUCUUGA